AUGGCAUCUUUGCCAUCUCCAGGUGAUGAAUGGAUCGGCUGCUUCAAUAUGUCAGGUCUCACUGCGCUGUAUCAUACUUCUACAUUUGCCACAGGUUUCAGCAACAAUGAGCGUCAAGCAGCUGCAUGGGCUUUGCUCAGGCAUGAUGCUCAUAUCAACGGCUCCCAUUAUCAGACUAAAACAUUGGGGGGUCUUCACCCAUCAUACAUCAGCUUCAAUCGGUCAAGCAAUGUGAACGAGGCAGAAGAGCGGUCCCUUACUCACAGUGAGCUGCUCGAGGCAGCCACCCAGGAUGUCUUUGAUGCACUCACCAUGCAAGACCGUCUUGAUGGCGGGAUAUCCCUUCUCAUUUGA
This is a messenger RNA of Suillus discolor, 354 nucleotides long. RefSeq lists its product as uncharacterized. Lineage: Eukaryota; Fungi; Basidiomycota; Agaricomycetes; Boletales; Suillaceae. Bases 1 to 354 code for a protein of 117 amino acids. The transcript has 2 exons. The record is from RefSeq and is a predicted model, not a curated record.